Molecule: messenger RNA, 1113 nt
Organism: Prosopis cineraria
Lineage: Eukaryota; Viridiplantae; Streptophyta; Magnoliopsida; Fabales; Fabaceae
Product: F-box/kelch-repeat protein At1g74510-like
Exons: 1
Coding region: 1-1113 (370 amino acids)
Cellular component (GO): nucleus
Molecular function (GO): protein binding
Source: RefSeq, a predicted model, not a curated record
AUGGAGCUCUCAAAAAAUAAGUGCAUCAAGAAUGAAGAUGGAGAAGUGAAAACAACGAUCAAUUCAAGUUUGCUUUCCCGUCUACUUGGUAGGGACCUUUCAAUAAAUUGUCUCAUUCGAUGCUCAAGAUUCGAUUAUGCAACACUUGCCUUAUUAAAUAGAAGUUUUCGAUCUCUUAUUAAGAGUGGACUAUUAUACCGUCUAAGAAGAAAGGCAAGUAUAAUAAAGCAUUGGAUUUACUACUCCUAUAACCCCCUGGAAUGGGAGGCCUUUGACCCAAAUGGAUGCCAUUGGAUGAGAUUGCCCAUGAUGCCUUCAAAUGAAUGUUUUAUGUGUUCAGAUAAGGAGUCUUUAGCUGUUGGUACAGAGCUUCUUGUUUUUGGAAGAGAUAUAUUGUCUCCUAUCAUUUACAAGUAUAACAUUUUAACAAACAUUUGGUCCUCAAGUAUGACAAUGAAUACUCACAGAUGCUUAUUUGCCUCUGCAAGCCUCCGAGAAAUUGCCAUUAUAGCUGGGGGAUGUGAUCCACUAGGCAACAUCUUAGACUCAGCCGAGGUUUAUAACUCAGAAACAGGAAGGUUUGAGAAUCUUCCAAGCAUGAAUAAGGCAAGAAAAAUGUGUUCUGGUUUUUUCAUGGAUGGAAAGUUUUAUGUAAUUGGUGGAGUUGAUCAAGACAUGAUGCAACUAGCAUGUGGAGAGGAAUUUGACCCCCUGACAAGAACAUGGCGAGUUAUAUCCAACAUGUUCCCUAGAAAAAUUGAUGAACUUGUGAAUGGAACAUCCCAUGCUACCAUGGCACCUCCCUUAGUUGCUGUUGUGAAUAACAUUUUGUAUGCUGCAGAUUAUGAAGAACAAGUGGUGAAGAGAUAUGACAAAGAACAAAACUCAUGGCUCAAUAUUGGAGGACUUCCUGAGCGGGUGGCUGCAAUAAAUGGUUGGGGAUUAGCCUUUAAGGCUUGUGGAGAUAUUUUAAUCUUCAUUGGUGGUGUACAUGGAAGAAUGAUUGAAGUAUAUUCUUGCAUCCCAGAUGAGGAAGGUUCACUACAAUGGAACCUACUUGCCAGCAGACAGUCAGGGAACUUUGUGUAUAAUUGCACUGUCAUGGGAUGUUAA